AUGGGGCCAUCAAAAAAAGAAGAGAAAGAGCAGAGCGUAAUCCUGAUCAGUGAUGAUGAAGCCGAGAGCACGCUUGGGAGUUCUGUUCUGUUAGUAGACCCGUUGGAGAAGUCUGCCCUGGAAGAGCAGAAAUGUGAAGAAGUUGUGGAUGAGGAAUGUGAACUAAUGGUUACUUUCUGUAAACAAGCAAAAUUGAUGCCUCAUGCAAGAUAUGACUGUACAAUACACCCCUUUGAGCGAACAGAAUGUGAUACUUGCUCACCCCUUGGAAAAAAUGCUGAUACGUGUAAUCAGUGCUACUGCUACAUUUGUGAUAAACUAGCUUCUGAGGCAGAAAGAGAGAGUCCUAAAGCUGCUGCGGUCAUGUUUCUGGGAGCGGCUAAAGAGAUAGCACUUCAUAAAGACCCUGCCUUAAGCUGGCAGAACCUUGGUCAUACUGCUUCAUUAAAGAUUGCUGUGCCUUGUCUGUUACAAAGGAUCACAACACAACUUCAGAGGAUGCUGGUGUUGUGUGACUUUCCAAAGAAUUUGUAUGAAAAGUUUGUGAAUUUUUUUCAGUCCAUCUCACUUCCAUGUCACUGUUUUGGCUUCUCAAAUAGCUUGAAUGUUGUGCCAUGGGACCAUGUAUUACUGACCACGGUUUUAAAAGGCCAGAACAUCACUGGUCAAAGAACACAGAAAGGAAGAAAAGUAUUUCUGUGGGAAACACUCCCUGUUAUAGAGGCUCGAGUGGAGAAGUUGGUAGACAAAAAGAACUAUAAAGAAGUUGUUCGCUACCUGAGAGCUGUGAAAUGCAAUGAUACCAAAGGGUUAAGAGACCUUCGAGAUAAAAUCCCAUUCUACUUGUGUAAAACUGGAGACUUCCUCGAUGCUGCACAUUCGCUGCUGUUUCCCGUCAAUAGCCUCGCCUGCUGUACUGCCUGCCGGAUAACGCCUUUUCAGUUUGAGGUCUACCUGAAGAUGUUCAGAACAGGCAGCAUCCCCACUGGGAAGGAUAUGCUAGACUCUGGGCCCUGGAUUACAGUUGGGUCUCCUUUGAAAGAUGGUGUUCUACUUAAGCAGGCGCUCAAACUCCUUUACAGCAAUGUGUCACUGUACAGGAAUCCUAAAUGCUGGAGUUCCCUCAUCAUGAUUUUGGGUAGUAGCAGUUUGCUGGAAAAAAGUGGGCACCUACAUCCUCUAUCCCUGAAAGAGCCACCGCUUGACUUCCAAAAGGGGGUGCUCGCUGCCAGUGGCAGCCUUUUGGAGGAACUGAAGGCAAAAAUUAAUGUUUCUUUCCCACCUGCUAUUUUCUCCCCUCAUUUACACCAUGAGGCUUGUCUUAUUCUCGCGGUGCAAGCAGUACAACAGAUGCUUUUUUGUGAUCUUCCAUACUUGACUUCCUUCUUAGAGAUAGCCCUGGCUUUUGGGAAUAACUUUUGGGCUCUGAGGCUGUUAUUGGACCAUCUUUCCUAUGAAGAACAUGUUCUCCAUGGCACUGUCAACCUGAUUUUGAGAGAUCUAAAUCGUCAGAAAGCAACAAUGCUAAAACUGUGGCAAAACCUUGGUCCACAGUACGUGGGUGAAUUCCUUUGCCUGUUCCUAACUUGCAGACAUAAGAAGAUGCAAUCCAUUGGCCUGUUCACUCUCAAUAUUAUUAUGGAGAACCUGCAUAU
This is a messenger RNA of Phaethon lepturus (White-tailed tropicbird), 1655 nucleotides long. RefSeq lists its product as uncharacterized. Lineage: Eukaryota; Metazoa; Chordata; Aves; Phaethontiformes; Phaethontidae. The record is from RefSeq and is a predicted model, not a curated record. The annotation marks the transcript as partial. The transcript has 15 exons.